Messenger RNA from Styela clava, 3571 nucleotides. Lineage: Eukaryota; Metazoa; Chordata; Ascidiacea; Stolidobranchia; Styelidae. The record is from RefSeq and is a predicted model, not a curated record.
GGCAUACGACCCGUCGCUCCUGCCUUCUGUCUGUCUUUGGAGUUCCUCUUUUGUUACUCCAGUACUCCGAGAUCUUCGUUUGAUUUCGGAAUAAAACACUUUGAUAUCGUACUUAGAUCUACGGGCAUGGGUAGAAAAGUUACAUUGGCUGUCUGUGGUAUGGGUCAGUGGGCGUUAGAUUUUGAAGGAAAUUAUAACAGAAUCGUAAAAAGCAUUCAAGAAUCUCAUCGAAGAGGUGCCGCCUAUAGAUCAGGAUCUGAACUUGAAAUAUGUGGCUAUGGAUGUGCAGAUCACUUUUAUGAAAGUGACACAAUUCUGCAUUGCUUUGAGGUUCUUGCAAAGUUACUUGAACGAGAAGAAUCCAAGACAAUGAUUUGUGAUGUUGGGAUGCCAAUUCUUCAUAAAAACGUCAGAUACAACUGCAGAGUUAUAUUCAUGUACAGGAACAUUCUUCUCAUCAGACCAAAAAUGGAAUUGGCAAAUCAACAUAACUACAGAGAAUACAGAUGGUUUUGUCCAUGGGUUAAGCACAAAGUUGUGGAAGAUUUCUAUUUACCCAGGAUAAUAAGCAGUAUUACAGGUCAGACGUCAGUUCCAUUCGGAGAUGGCCUUCUGUCGACAAUCGACACUUGUAUUGGGAAUGAAAUAUGUGAAGAACUUUGGUCUCCAAACUCAUCUCACAUCAGUCAGUCAUUGGAUGGUUGUGAAAUAAUUGUAAAUGCAAGUGGAAGUCAUCAUCAAUUAAGAAAGUUGAACAAGCGAAUGGAGCUCAUCAUAUCAGCCUCUGCAAAAUGUGGUGGAGUAUACAUGUUCUCAAACCAGAUCGGUUGUGAUGGAGAUCGUUUAUAUUAUGAUGGUUCAUCAGUAAUUGUUGUUAACGGUGAAAUUGUAGCACUAGGACCUCAAUUUUCACUCAAUGAAAUUGAAGUUGUCACAGCAACUGUGGACCUAGAGGACAUCAGAGCUUAUAAGGCUGAAAUAUCGAGUCGAAAUAUUCAAGCAACAAAAUCUAGUCCUUAUCCAAGAGUUAGAGUUGAUUUUUCUUUGUCAGCAGAUGACCAACAUUCUGCAAUUGCUAUUCCUUCUGUUGCCCCAAUUCGAGUAAGAUAUCACUCUCCGGAAGAAGAAAUCGCACUCGGACCAGCUUGUUGGUUGUGGGAUUACUUGCGUCGUAGUUCCAUGUCUGGAUUCUUUCUCCCUCUCAGUGGAGGAGUUGAUAGUUCAUCUGUUGCUUGUAUUGUUUUUUCUAUGUGUGUUCAGGUGCACAAAGCCAUUGAAAAUUGUAAUAAACAUGUUUUAAACGAGUUGAGAAGAAUAACAAACCAACCAGAAUUUUUACCAAAGAAUCCCCAAGAAAUUUGUCAACAACUUUUUACAACUUGUUAUAUGGCUACUGAAAAUUCUUCAGUGGAAACUCGUUCUCGUGCGUCUGGUCUUGCAAAAUGCAUUGGUUCGUAUCAUUACAAUAUUAACGUUGAUGCCGUAGUAAAUGCAUGCAUCAUGGUCUUCACAUCCGUAACUGGUUUUAUACCAAAAUUCAGAGUGAAUGGUGGAACAGACAGAGAAAACAUUGCUUUGCAGAAUGUUCAAGCAAGAACCAGGAUGGUGAUGGCUUACCUUUUUGCACAUCUAUCAAUGUGGGUGAGAAAUAAACCAGGUGGUCUGUUGGUGCUUGGUUCAGCAAAUGUGGAUGAAGCAUUGAGAGGAUACUUUACAAAGUAUGACUGUUCAAGUGCUGAUCUCAAUCCUAUUGGAGGAAUCAGUAAAACAGAUUUGAGAUCGUUUAUAAGAUAUGCAAUUGACAAUUUUAACAUUCCACCAUUGAAGGAAGUGAUAGAAGCACCACCAACUGCAGAACUCGAACCACUUUUAGAAGGGGAGCUAGUACAAACUGAUGAACAGGAUAUGGGGAUGACAUAUGAUGAAUUAUCAAUCUAUGGUAAAUUGAGAAAAAUAGCUGCUUGUGGUCCAUAUAGUAUGUUCUGCAAGCUAUUACACAUGUGGGAAGGCCUUCAUUCUCCAUCUCAAGUUGCAGCGAAAGUCAAACACUUCUUUCAUUCAUACGGCAUAAAUCGACAUAAGAUGACUACUUUAACUCCGUCGUAUCAUGCCGAAAAUUAUAGUCCGGAUGAUAACAGAUUUGAUCUACGACAGUUCUUAUAUCCAAGAUUAACAUGGCAAUAUAGGAAAAUUGACGAGUCAGUUAAAAUUCUAGAGAGAAGCGAAAGAAAAUGAAUGCCAACUGUUCAGAUCAACUUUAGAUGACUUUAAAAAUACUAUUGGUGCUAACUGGUUUUCCGAAUCCACAAACUAUUGAUGGCAUCUCUAGUUCAUCAAACUUUGAAUUUAUGAUUUGUGUCUGGAAAUGUAUUGUUUCAUGAACAUUUACGAUUUAACUCGUUUGGGGUCAAUUUUGUGAUCCAUUGAGUUUUCUAAAUUGUGACAGUUUCAAAUGAAUUGUACAAUUUUCUAUUUAUGCUUGUUAAGUAGGUUUUUGCUCGCGAAUUUGCGAAUGUUAUAAUUUAAUAUUUAUCCAUACCGUAUAGCCUUAGAUUUUAUGCUUUUUUGAAUCAAUGUUUAUUUUUUUACUAACAAUUAUCAAAUCUAUUCUUCAAUAUUUUUUUUAUUAUUUCGAGCACAUUUCAGCAUUGUGCUAUUAAAUAAAUAUUUCAUACUAAUGAGAAAUGUAUCUUUUGUUGUGGAGGAACAUUUUUUGUGAUCAAGUUUACACUGGAAUUCUUGGGAAAAUCUGAGUCUAAUUGCUAUUUUGUCACCUUAAGCUAGGCUUACAUUGUAACUUCUCCUUUGUGAACCAUAUCCAUUUUAGUGGCCUAUCAAUCUUAAUGAUGUAGUUACUGUAUAUGAUUCGACAUUGUGAAAUCUCACAACAGUGGAAUUUUAAAGUUUUACAAAGUGAUGUAUGCCAAUCCACUAACAGUUUGUAUCUCCAAUAUAAGCGUUAUUUCUUUUAUUUACUUAGCACUAAUUUCAUAUUAGUUUUAAAUACUUGACAAAAUUUUAAGAUUUAUGGAAUUGUACACUACUUAGCUAUUUUCUUGGUAGCAUGAUAAACUGAAAGUGUACACUCCUUUACGGUAUUCUGCCAGCUCAGAUCAUUUGCCUGUAGCCCACUGACAACUGUCUCACUUUGGAUGUUACUGAUGAAAUACUAUAUACAAAUAUUAUAAGACAUUUGCUUGCUCUAUGAUUGUUGCAAAAAUAUUCUAUUAUCUAUUCUCUCAUAUGAUACAAUGAAAUUCUCAAUUUAUUUAAUUCCAUCUCAAAUGCACGUUACAUAGAACUGAGUUAAGAAUUUUGGAAUCGAUAAAUAUUGCAAAAACUUCAUUGAGAGGUCAAAGUUAUGUACAAAUUGAAACAAGAUUUUCCUGAAAACUUUGCUAACGUUACAUUUAGAAUCAAAUAUUUGAAAUUUUAUCUUUUUUCAUUGCCUAAUGAUUGAAAUUAUACAAUUGCAAAUUAAACACGGAAUACAUGUAAUUCUCAAGUUUGACAUAACUAUAUAAGUUGGAAAUUUUUUAAACUUGAUUUGUCUAUCUCUUAUUAUUUCUAG